AAGACGGCCAUUGCUGGCACCACGACAGAUCACCAUGCAGAAAGUCAUUCAGAGAACGGCGCAGGCCCGAAACCAGGCCACGCGCAAGGCUAUUCGUGCGGCCAAGAUCACAGAACGCGAAGAAUACAAAGACACGCUCCGCCAGCGGUUCGCCUACAAGCGCCUGGAGCUCGACAAUCUCCGCGAGGAGAGACUCCGUCGCCGUGAAGACUGGAUGCGUGGACCGUUGGCCCCUCAGCGUGAUGCUGCUCUUUCAGGAAGUAAAUUUGGAGCCCUGACUCCGCAGGCAUUGAACCCUCCGACCAUUCCCAAGCAUCUGCGGAGAAAAUACAUCAACAUCGCGCCGGGUGAUCGGGUGUGUAUGAUGAAGGGCAGGGACAAGGGCAAGAUCAACGAGGUCAUCAAGGUAGACCCUAACAAUGAGACGGUCAUAGUUAAGGACUUGAAUAUGGCCGAUAUCUAUUUCCCGGAGUGGUUGACCGAACAGUAUGGAGAAAAAUCGCCCUUCCAGACUGUCAACAUUCCCAUCUCGUUGGACGAUGUUUGCCUCGUUGUCGCCCUCGAUGACCCGACUACCGGCCAAACGCGAGAUGUCUUGGUGGAGCAUGUCUACGGUGGAGGGCCCAUUCUCGAACGCGGAUAUGGAGUCGAGACCCCUAAACACACUAGAUAUAUCGCUGGUGAAAACAUUGAGAUUCCCUGGCCAAAGGCUGAGCCUCCAGCGCCGAAAGAUGAAGACUGGGAUACCCUCCGCAUGGAAGUCGAGACGCCUACUUGGUUGCCGUCGCUUCAGUACGCGCCAUUCCCCGCCUCAGUCAUCAACGAGCUUCGAAACCCAUACUCGAAAUACCGAACCAGGCACGAUCCUGAGUGGGUCGAGAAAAAGAAGAUGGAAGACUACAAGCGCGAAUACCUCGAGAAGCAGUCUCUAUGGACUCCUGGGGCUGAAGUACGGCAGCGGAUUUUACAGAGCGCUGAGCGGAAUCGGCAGAAGCGCCUGGAUGCUGAUGGGAACUACAAACUGAGCUCCGAGACGCGUGGAUUCAUUGAAAAUUUUAUGAGCAAAAACUCGAAGGCCGCGAAGAAGGCCUAAUCGCCUGUUCGAAAUAAUCGAUUGUUGGUCAUUGACGAGAGCAUGGUGGCUGUUUAUGGUGAUCCGUUUUUUUCCUCCCCUUUCUGCGACUUUUCUCUAUUAUUCACAAUGGGGUGUGUAUACAAUAGUACCGCUUGUAGCAUAGAAUUUGACUUGUAUUGAAGUCUCGUGGACGGGAUGUUAAUAGCAGUUUCGGUGGUAAUGACCUACUAUUUCUCGG
Molecule: messenger RNA, 1313 nt
Organism: Aspergillus saccharolyticus JOP 1030-1
Lineage: Eukaryota; Fungi; Ascomycota; Eurotiomycetes; Eurotiales; Aspergillaceae
Product: mitochondrial 54S ribosomal protein uL24m
Exons: 2
Coding region: 35-1093 (352 amino acids)
Biological process (GO): translation
Cellular component (GO): ribosome; mitochondrion
Molecular function (GO): structural constituent of ribosome; RNA binding
Source: RefSeq, a predicted model, not a curated record